AGGACGACACAUCACUGGCGACUACUACAGCCGGGAAAGGACAAACCUGUGCCGUGCUAUCCCACGUGUGUGUGUCAUUCAUGCUAGACUUCUGUUCACUGAAUUAGGAUUAAGAUGAACUCGAAGACAAACGGAGAAGAAGACGGAGACUCCGUGUUUCUCGAACACGUCCUGGAUAAACUCUACGACUUUGGUAACGGACCAGCAUCCAAAAAGAAGCUCAAGUCUCAGAAGAAGAAGAAGCGAAAAAGAUACGAGGAAGAGGAGGACGAGGAAGAGCUGCCUGCGGUGAAGGACGUCCACAGUGACGCUGAAGACCGAGUGGAUCAUGUCGGUAUUGAACUCCAGCAGAAACAACCUAAGACUGAACAAACAGGUCCGAGCUCUCGACAGGUGAGCCAGGUGGAAGUCGUGACAUUUCAAGACCCCAGAAAGAAACUGAAAACCAAGCAGACGCCGACCCUCGACAAAGCGCCCAACAAAGUGCCUGCCCCUCAGACGACGGCGAAGAAGCAAAGCAACGAGCUGGAAGAACUCAGUUUGGAAAAGGCUCGUCUCGAGGUCCAUCGCUUUGGAAUCACGGGUUACAAGAAGGAGCAGCAGCGAGUUUUUGAACAGGACAGAGCGGUCAUGCUCGGAGCGAGACCUCCUAAGAAGGACUACGUCAACUACAAGGUGCUGCAGCAGCAAAUCAAAGACAAGAAGCAGAAAGCGAAGGAGGAGGUUCAGCCGGACCUGAAGAAAAAGAAGAAGCAGAGUAAUCCAAGGGACAGGAAGAAGAAGGUGUCCUCUGGUUCUGGUUCUGGCGUGGCCCCCACAGGUCAGGUGGGCCGCUUCAAGAACGGCAUGCUGAUCCUCAGCUCCAAGGAGAUCCAGAAAAUCAAAGGCAACAGGCGCGGCAAAUAGGUGAGCCGGUAAAUCCUUCCAGGAUGGGAAAAUACAAGAGGAAGAGGAAGAACCGGCAUCUAUCAGCUGACUCAGCUCACCGCAGGACUUUGUUUGCGGUGCCGCGAGGAGAGCUGAACGCGACGUGAGCUGAUUUCCAGAUGCACCGGUCUGCAGUAAAAUAUGAGACCGCGUCGCCGCCGACAGACCGCUGAGUCAAGAAAUCCAAUUUAUCGAUCUCAAUAAUGGAACCUGAACCACGGCAGGACAUAAAAGCACGAAAGUGGAGACUCUGUCGAAUCAUUUUCCAUCACAGUUAAUUUAUUUGUUUUUAUAAAUGACAA
Larimichthys crocea (large yellow croaker) is the source of this 1229-nucleotide messenger RNA. It is a transcript of the gene fsaf1, whose product is annotated as 40S small subunit processome assembly factor 1. The coding region runs from base 115 to 906 and encodes 263 amino acids. The transcript has 9 exons. NCBI's taxonomy places the organism in Eukaryota, Metazoa, Chordata, Actinopteri, Sciaenidae. The record is from RefSeq and is a predicted model, not a curated record.